Molecule: messenger RNA, 342 nt
Organism: Loa loa (African eye worm)
Lineage: Eukaryota; Metazoa; Nematoda; Chromadorea; Rhabditida; Onchocercidae
Exons: 3
Coding region: 1-342 (113 amino acids)
Source: RefSeq, a predicted model, not a curated record
AUGACUGACAAUCCAAAGAAGUUGUUUCUCAAAUUUGAUUCCGUAAAAGUUUUAUUCUAUGCGAUAUUUGAAAACUUCACAAAUGUCCAGAGAGAAGAAUUAAAGAAGACAGUUGCAUACGAUGUGACAAAAGUUGGAGUACUUAUCCAACGUCAUCGUCAAAAAAAUCCCUUACUCGUUCGUAACGAUCCACACCUGCGUGAUACUGUAAUGGAAUCUCAAAGAGUUUUUAACAGGACAAAUACGUUGAAAAUUCCUACAAUUCCUACGUUGAAAAUUCGUGAUGAUAGGUCACAGGUCACUAGGCAAGUCAGUUUUUUGUCAGCUAUUUUGAACCAAUAG